AUGACGUUAAUCUGGGGGAGCAUUAGCCUAGAGAUUAACGACGUCAGUGAAGAUGAUUUUAAUAUGAGGUCGAGAAAGAACCACGACGUCUACUAUUGGCUAGAGGCGCUGAAACAACGGAAACGUGGCGUGACAGGAAAAGAAAUAGCGAAGAUUUCAAGAACGAAGAUCUGGUCUGAUUGCACAACUUACGACCUAGAAAAAGAAAAUGCCAGGUUUGAAAAUUGUGUCUAUGCUAACUUGACCAUAAAUACGACGUGCAUAGCCUGGUUAGGGCAGUUGAGUGGUAAAAGUUGCGGUAGAAGUGAGGCUCGAUGCAAAGUCGUAAAUGAGGAAUUGCAUACAACUGCCAACAACGCCAAAAAGUAA
Molecule: messenger RNA, 369 nt
Organism: Helobdella robusta
Lineage: Eukaryota; Metazoa; Annelida; Clitellata; Rhynchobdellida; Glossiphoniidae
Exons: 4
Coding region: 1-369 (122 amino acids)
Source: RefSeq, a predicted model, not a curated record